This is a messenger RNA of Lolium rigidum, 768 nucleotides long. RefSeq lists its product as uncharacterized. Bases 1 to 768 code for a protein of 255 amino acids. The transcript has a single exon. Lineage: Eukaryota; Viridiplantae; Streptophyta; Magnoliopsida; Poales; Poaceae. The record is from RefSeq and is a predicted model, not a curated record.
AUGGAUUCUCGCUGGCGCAUCGAGCCGGCGGAGGAAGCGCGCCAUCAGGAGGUGAUGGCUGGCCUGGGCGUGCACGGCGCCGAGUGGGCGUUGUGGAAGGUGCUGGAGGUGUCCGACGUCGACGCGGGGCAGAACCGGCUGCUGCUCCUCAGGGAUAUGGUGCGCGGCGGGCCGAUCCCCAAGCUCUUCCCGGAGCUGGAGGAGCUCGACGUUGACGGCCGCAACGCCGAGCGCACUGUGUCCUUCACCUUGCUCGAUGCGGAGGGUCGGGAGAAGGAGUUGAGCCUCCGCUACCUCAACUCCAACAAGGCGUACCGGGUCUUUGGGCCCGAGUGGAGGCGGUUCGUGAAGGACAGCGGCAUGUGCAAGGGCGACCGCGUCGACCUGUACGCGUGCAAGCGCGGGGACGAAGACCAGCGCUGCCUCUUCUUGUUCACGGGCAAGGGCGGCGGCGGUAGCGGCGGUAGCGCCUGGUGUACCAUUAAGCGCGCCCGGCAGCCUGCUGCUACGGCCGCCGCCGUUCGGGAUCACAAGAGGCGAGGAAAGAGCCGUCGUGCAGAAAGAGAAGAUCAUAUGCUUUACGUGAUGGACGACGGUGUCCACGGUGGUUUCCAGCGGGAUUACGGCUGUUGCAAGUCCCUCGAGAGGACAAGGAGGGAAGACAAAGCACCUCUUCGAUUGUGGAUAGAUUCCACUAAAGAGGAAAGAGAAGCUGCCAAGGGCCUCUUGAUGUUGAGAUAUGCUAUCUUGGCCAAGUAUUAUCGUUAG